Molecule: messenger RNA, 898 nt
Organism: Sphaerodactylus townsendi
Lineage: Eukaryota; Metazoa; Chordata; Lepidosauria; Squamata; Sphaerodactylidae
Gene: HSPB1
Product: heat shock protein family B (small) member 1
Exons: 3
Coding region: 77-700 (207 amino acids)
Biological process (GO): protein refolding; response to heat
Molecular function (GO): protein folding chaperone
Source: RefSeq, a predicted model, not a curated record
GGGCCAGCUGGCAGCUGUUGCUCCCUGCAGUCAGAGCCCAAACGGAGAGCUCUGAGGCACAACUCCCAGACGAGACAUGUCGGAACGUCGAGUCCCCUUCACCUUCCUCCGCAGCCCUAGCUGGGAUCCCUUCCGGGACUGGCAUCGGGGCAGCCGCCUCUUCGACCAGUCCUUUGGGAUGCCUCUCAUCCCUGAAGACUGGUACAAAUGGCCUGUCGGGACCACCAGCUGGCCAGGCUACAUCCGCCCUCUGGCCAGCGUGAGCCCCGAACAGGGAGCUAGUGGACCCAUCGUCACCUCGCCCAGCACCAACCCGGCCUUCAACCAGGCCUUGAGUCGCCAACUGAGCAGCGGCAUCUCUGAGAUUCGGCAAACUCAAGACAGCUGGAAAGUGGCCUUGGAUGUCAACCACUUUGCGCCGGAGGAACUACUGGUGAAGACCAAGGAUGGAGUGGUGGAGAUAACUGGUAAGCAUGAAGAAAGACAAGACGAACAUGGGUUCAUUUCCAGAUGUUUCACCCGAAAGUACACACUUCCACCCGGUAUCGAUCCUGCCGCGGUCCGUUCAUCACUUUCCCCCGAUGGCACGCUGACUGUGGAAGCCCCGUUGCCCAAACCAGCCAUCCAAUCUGCUGAGAUCAAGAUUCCUGUCACCUUUGAGGCCCAUGCCCAAAUCCCUCCAUCAGAAGCCAAGAAAUAGCCAGCCUUUAGACUUUCACAACUUGUCUCUAGGGUGGGGGGGGGGGGAGGCAUUUCAGAUCCUCAUCGACUCCUUUUUAUAAAAUAGUUUGUGCAUUCGCUCCACAUCACAAAUUACUUUGUAACAUUUCUCUGUAGUUAAUUAAAAUAAAACAUAUUUUGCACCCCUUUCCUUUGGCUUUUGGGGUCAAGCCAGCAA